Penicillium diatomitis is the source of this 426-nucleotide messenger RNA. RefSeq lists its product as uncharacterized. The transcript is spliced from 2 exons. Lineage: Eukaryota; Fungi; Ascomycota; Eurotiomycetes; Eurotiales; Aspergillaceae. The record is from RefSeq and is a predicted model, not a curated record. The coding region runs from base 1 to 426 and encodes 141 amino acids.
AUGUCGUGUUGUAUGCAAAAGCUGAGCCUGUCGGCUGCCGCUCACCCUCUCCAGACAUUCCCGACGAAUGUCACUCUCGCUGCCGAGUGGUCCUACCCCUCUUGCCAGCGCUCGUGGGGGAGCGGCCCAAGUCCCCGUGCUGCAUCGCACUCCGUCCGAUCGCCAUCUCAUCUCGUCGCGCCGGCCUUUUCCACCCAUGCGUCUCAGCUGGUCAAGGCGCGCAUGGAAGCCGCGCAUGAAUCCGAGCUUGGCCGUGAGCCAAGCUUGAAUGCACUGACGAUGACUUUCGAGUCCCUGGGGAUUGGCAAGAACAUGCAACGGCUUGUCAUUCUGAUUGCAUCCGUGACCGCAGCGCUGGAAUUGUUUAUCUGGUGCGAGUAUGUCUGGAACUGGUGGGGACGAGAUGACAGCAUGAUUGAGAAAUGA